Molecule: messenger RNA, 4986 nt
Organism: Alternaria conjuncta
Lineage: Eukaryota; Fungi; Ascomycota; Dothideomycetes; Pleosporales; Pleosporaceae
Exons: 3
Coding region: 1-4986 (1661 amino acids)
Biological process (GO): Mo-molybdopterin cofactor biosynthetic process
Molecular function (GO): metal ion binding; GTP 3',8'-cyclase activity; cyclic pyranopterin monophosphate synthase activity
Source: RefSeq, a predicted model, not a curated record
AUGGCGCAAAUGGCUAGGAUACGGGCGGGUCCGGCCGCGCUGCGACGAGCGGCUGGUGGCAAUCAGAUGUCACGUCCGCUUUCACGACCGCUUGCACACCCGGCUACGCGACUGUGCAUAGGCGCAUUACGGACAAGAUGCAUUGCGACGAAUGCUGCGAUCCAGGAACCUAAUGUGGAUUUCCCCGCGAGUGUGCCUCCCGUUUCGGUGCCGGUGUCGUCGAAGGUGGAUGAGCGGAGGAAAGCGAUUAAGAACGCGAAACCGUUCUCAGAUUUCUUGACGGAUACGUUCAAUCGGCAGCAUGACUAUCUCCGGAUCAGCAUCACAGAGCGCUGCAACCUGCGGUGUCUGUACUGCAUGCCAGAGGAGGGAAUACCGCUAUCACCCCCCGCCAACAUGCUCACCACGCCCGAGAUCUUCUACCUCUCCUCCCUCUUCGUCUCGCAAGGCGUGACCAAGAUCCGGCUUACAGGCGGCGAGCCCACGGUCCGCCGCGACAUCGUCCCGCUCAUGCAGCAAAUCGGCAGUCUGCGCCCGCGCGGCCUCCGCGAACUCGCCCUCACAACCAACGGCAUCUCGCUGCACCGCAAACUAGACGCCAUGGUGGAAGCAGGUCUAACCGGCGUCAACCUCAGUCUCGACACUUUAGACCCGUUCCAGUUCCAGAUCAUGACCCGCCGGAAAGGCUUCGACGCCGUCGUGCGCUCCAUCGACCGCAUACUCGAAAUGAACAAGCUGGGCGCGAAUGUUAAGCUGAAGGUCAACUGCGUCGUCAUGCGCGGUCUGAAUGAGCGCGAAAUUCUCCCUUUCGUCGAAAUGGGCCGCGAGAAAGAUAUUGAAGUGCGUUUCAUCGAGUACAUGCCCUUUGGCGGCAAUAAAUGGAGCGAGAACAAAAUGAUCAGUUUCCAAGAGAUGCUAGACAUCAUCCGUACGAAAUACCCCGGCCUAAGACCCGUCCCCGGACACAAAAACGACACGAGCAAGACGUACGAAGUGCCUGGUUUUGUGGGCAAAGUCGGCUUUAUAACGAGUAUGACGAACGAUUUCUGCGGGUCCUGCAAUAGGCUUCGCAUUACGAGUGAUGGGAACCUUAAAGUCUGUUUGCAUGGUAAUGCGGAGGUGAGCUUGAGAGAUGUGCUGAGACAGGGUAAUGGCGGCGAGCCUAUUGAUCAAGAAGCGUUUGAGCGUAUCAGGCAGAUUGAGAUGGACAGACAUGAGGGCCGGCUUAGCGACGAAACGGUGCUGGGCUGGGGCCAACGCGAGCGCGAACUUCUAGACGUUGUUGGAGCUGCUGUUAAGCGGAAGGCGGAGAAACAUGCUGAUCUGGACGACCUUGCCAACAUGGAGAAUAGGCCUAUGAUUUUAAUUGGUGGCACACCUACCUCCCCACUCCCUUUCCUACCCAACCCAUCCCACCCCACAACAACCUCCGUCCGCGCCUUCUCAACAUCUCCCACCCCCUUCGCAAAGAAAACCUACCAACUCAAACGCCUCGCCAAAGCAAAAAAGCUCCUAAAGAACAUUGACACAUCAAGAUCCACAGACGCCUUCGGCGUCCAGCGGUUUCUAGAGGACGUCGAAGCACCAAAUGAAUCUGAAAACCUCCUGAGGGAUAUCGAGAAGAAGAUUGCUAAUCUACAUCGUCGGAUCGUGGAGGUUGAGAGGGGGACGCCGCUGGCUUCUACUUCUAGUGAUGGAACGCGCGCGCCGGUGAUGGUGGUGGAGUUGGAAGAGACGGAUUUGAGGGAGGCUAGUGCGGAUGCGUUUGAUGCUGUUGGUACUGCUGUUGGUAAUGGGAACGAUAAUGCGACGGGACCAAUAAAAAGGAAAGGCAAAAACGAGCGCGAACGAGCCCGAAGACGGGAACAAGAAAGGUAUCGAAAUGAAAAGAUGAAAGAACUUGGAAUGCUAUUAGCAGAAUACAAAGCCCAAGCCGACGUCGUCAAAGCGGAAGCUGAGAAAACGGCUGAGAUGCGAAAGCGACGCGAAGUCGUCCUAACCAAGAAACGCUUACUACUUCGCCAACUACACCAACACGAAGAGGAGGAGCGGAGGGCUAGUCUCGUGCGUAGAACGAGCCAGGAAGAUAGAUCGGGUGGUUUGGGUGGUUUGCCGGAGGGAUUCGAGCUUGAUGAUGUACUCGAUGAUGCUAUGAAGAAGGUUAAGAAGAUGCCGAUGCAUCCGCCGAGGGAAGAAAGGGUGUAUAAAGAGAGCGUGGUUAAGGACGUGGAUGUGCCGAGGGCGAAGAGGUUAGUUAGACCGCCGGGGUUGGGGGCUGUGAGUGUGUUGAAGAGGGGGGAUGAGAUUGUGGGGGAUCCGAUUAUGGAGAGGGAACGAGAUGGUGCUGGGGAUGUUGGCGUGACUGAAUCGACGGAGGAACAGGCGCAGACGACUACCAGCGAAUCCACCGACGAGCCCACCAUAGGAGAGCCAGUCGAAGAUGUCGCCAGCUCCGUUGCAAACGCAGGAGAUCCCUUCCCUCCCGCCUCUGGGUGGGUGGGAGAGGCGGAGGGGAGGAGGUGGGGAGGAGGAGGGGUGGAGGAGGAAAUCAUCAGCGGCGACGUCGUCUCAUCCAAAUCGCUUCAAGAAAAGAUUCCGAUGACUGCUAGCAGAUCGAGCGACAAGUCCACACCACGCCCACUCUCAUCUCCACCGGCCUCCAAGGAUGACCUCCGCCUCCAAAUCCCCCCCUCAGGCAUCGUCCCCAUCGACGCAGACUUAAUCCUCUCCCUCGACGCCCCCGUCCCGCACCUCCAAGCCCAAAUCCUCGCCCUCCGCAACCGCCUCAAAUCCUCCUACCCCCGCAUCGACAACCUGCCCUACGACGUGUGGACCUCCUCCAACAAACGCACUUUGCAAACCUGGCUUAAAAUCUUAAUCAGUCGGUGGAACGCGCGGUUUGAUCAUGUUGAUGGUACUGGUCAGGUGGAUAAGCGCAUUGUGGAUGAGAGGGUCAAGGAGGUACUGGAUAGUAUGGUUAGGGAACAUGAUUUGGGGAACGAGGCGGCGGAACGUAUGGCGGUGAGGUGGCAUGAGGUUUUUGGGGGGAGGGGCGGGAUGGGGGGGGAUGCGGAGGGGAGGUUGGAUUGGGAGGAGAUGGAGGCGGGGGGGUUGGGGUUUUUGGGUGUGGAGAACGAGGAUGGUGGGGGUGAGGUGCCAGUGGGUGGGGUUGGUGAAGAGGUGGAUGUCGAGAAGAAGAACGCUGUGUCUGCGCCUGUGAGGAUGGCGGGGAGUGGUGUGACAACGAACGGGGUUAUGGGUCGCAGGAUGUACUCGACGUCGACGAGGAGGGGCUUUUGGUCUUGGUCGAAGAUUCUAGGGACGGAUGGAAAAGACGAGAAGAACGGGAAGAAAGAGGAGGUGAAGCAGGGACCCACGGUAGACGCCAAACCAGACAGCAAGACUCAGCCUAAGCCCGCUCCUACACCGAGCGCCGAACCAAUCGCGAAGAUCGAUACGAAGAUGCACGAAAAGACCAACGUCCAAUCAAUCGCCAAACCAGACGUCAAGCCCGACCCAAAGCGCCAACCCAAGCGCCCCGCAGAGUCCGUCCCACCAAAGCCCGACGCCAAAUCCGACGCCAAAGCAGACACAAAAGAUGACGCCAAACCCGACCCUCGCAAAAUUAGAGAAGACUCACCUCGGAUGCAUCGGCCUCCCGGUCAGGGCGUAAGUAAGACCGUCUUGCGGAGAAAGAGGAGGCAAGCUCGAGAACGAGAAGGUGGGGAGGCACAGAUGGACGUCCAAGAGCAAGGGAUAGAAGAUGAAGGACGACAGCCUGGCGCACAUGAACAUGCACAAGGACGAGCAGGAGAACUCGAAAGCCAACAGCCGCCCCAACAGCCGCUAACGUUCGAACGCGCAAUCGACAACUUUCUGCAAUACCGAGCGGAAAGCAUCAAAAAGGACGAGGAAGGCUUACCUAAACCCGUACCACGGACCCACCAAAUCGUUCCUAACCAAGACGCCGACACCGACACCGAUAAACCAGCCUUCGUACGCGCCAAGAGACCCCUCCAGUCCCUACCUGAACUCAGACGCUCGAGGCAUAUUGAAUGGAGAAAAUUGGAGCGGACAGAAUUGCCCGGGCCGCCUAGACAUAUUGUGAAGCCCCCGACAGACAACAAGGGCAAGGCUCCAGGAACGAAGUCGCUGCAAGACUUUUUGGAUAGCAUGAAUGAGGUCGCUGCGCAUUCGCCUUUUGAGGCGGAGCCGAGACAGCAGACUCGUCCUUUGUCGAUGCUGGAGGGGGAGAUGGAGGUACCAGUGCAACAACCAUCCUCCGCUCAACAACCCGUUUCACAGACCAAACCCACCUCCUCACAAUCCCAACUACAACAAUCACAACUACAGCAAUCCCAACCACCCCCCUCCCUCCCCCACCUCACACCCUCGGGAUCCGCACACAUGGUCUCCGUCUCCACCAAGGAACACACCACCCGCACCGCCAUCGCCAUCGGAACCGUGUAUUUCACCAACGCCGUGCCCCUCCGCCUCAUCCGCUCAAACGCCAACAAGAAAGGAGAUGUGUUGGGUACAUCGCGCAUAGCCGGCAUAAUGGCCGCGAAAAAAUGCCCAGACCUAAUCCCACUAUGCCACCCCAUCGCUCUCACACAUGUUAGCGUUGAACUCCGCCUUUUUGGUGAUAAGUGGGAUCCGCGGACAACAACAACAAAGGAAGGGGAGAUGGAGGGGAUUAUGGGGGUAUUGGAGAAGACGGAGGCGUUGGGCGGAAAGGAGAAGAUGAGGAAGAUGGGGAAGAUGGGUUUUGGGGGUGUGAACAUCGAAGCCAAAGUCCAAUGUACAGGCCCCACGGGUGUGGAAAUGGAGGCCCUUACGGCGGUUAUGGGCGCGGCGCUUAGUGUGGUGGAUAUGUGUAAGGCGGUGGAUAGGGCGCAGAGGGUGAGUGGUGUUAGGGUUGUUAUGAAGGAGGGGGGGAGGAGUGGGGGGUGGAGGGAGGGGGGGUGGAGGAGUUGGCAGGAAUGA